AUGUCAACUACAGUCAUUAAUCCAAACACUUUAAUUUUUCAAAACGUUAGUAAACAAAUAAAAGACAAUGUUAUUUUAGCACAAAUUAAAAAAAUUCUUCCGACCGUUGCUCCACGAAUCAAGCGAGGAGUUCCUUAUCCUCAAAAUGGUGAAGAAUAUCAACGUGCUUUCGUUACUUUCGACAAACUAGAAAGUGUUGAUGAAAUUAUGAAAAAUCGACCUUUUUCGAUCAAUGGGCGUCAGAUAAAAGUGACAAGAAGUCUUCCAAGCACUUGUCCUCUCUUUAAUCAAAGUGUUACUGGUCUCAAAAUUAAGAUUGGCACAUCUUCUAACGACCAACAAUCGAACAAGAAACUCAAUGAGUAUGAUUUGAAGAAAUAUUGUCAAAAAUUUGAUCAAGUUCUUCAAUGUCAAUGGACGAACAAUGAUCAUACCGAAGCAUUAUUUAUAUUCUCAGAUUAUGACUCAGUCGAUCGAAUUAUUCUCUGUAAUCCAUCACCACAAAUAAGAGGAAUACAAAUUAGCCUUGAAAAAACUCGAACAGCUGAAGACAAUACAUAUUGUGAACAUCCAUAUGUUAUUCAUGUGACUAAUUUACCAACGUGUGUGACAAGCGAAGAAGUAUCGACUGUCUUUAGAGUUCCUAUUGCUAAAAUUAUUCUAUAUCCUUGCUAUCUAUUGGAAACAAAUUGUCUUGUUAAUGGGCGUUCGUCUAGUGAAGCUUGGAUUAAAAAUGUCGGCGAUGAACAAACAACACAAAAUUUAGCAGAGGAGAAAUCUGGAUAUUUUAUCCGCAGAAAUAAAAUUCAAUGUGAAGCUAUUCUUGAACCAAUUAAUGAGCAAGAAUUAUGCGAAAAUUUUCAAAAAGGUUUUUGUCAAUAUUCCGGGACACAAUGCCAUUACAAACAUUACAGUUGCUCUGAACCGGAUACUUGUAAAGAUGAAUAUUGCUAUUUCGGUCAUAAUCAAAAACGAACAACAAUAUCCAUCGAUCGACCACAGUAUCGCUCAGAAGAUGCGUGUUAUCGUGUUAAAAUAAGUAAUCUUCCUCCGCAUGUUACACACGAUGAUCUUGUGACACGACUCAGAAUCCCACGGAAAUUUUCAUGUCAAUUAAUUGUUCAACCAACAGAGCAGAAUGCUAAUCAUCCUAAAUUGGCCUAUCUCAUACGUCAACCUUUAGAAAACAAACUUCGACAGCAAAUUGAUAAAUGGCAUGACUCACCGUUUUCUUCUCUAAUAACGCAGAAAAUCCAAUGUCAAUUGGAAAUUAAUCAAGAUUUAUUCGAAUGGAGCGAUUCUAACGAUGAAUUAUUAUCCAGGGAUAACAGUCACUGUGCUUCGCCAGCCUUGAGUACUUACAGUACUCCUUUGAAUGAGGCCAAAAUACCACCACUAUACUCAUCGGCAAACAGUACAAAAAGUUGUAAACCAAGUUUAGCAUUCAGACCACUCACUGGUGGAGGAAAAUCAUAUGCAAUGGCAGCUGUAUUACCAAAUCAAAGCAGUAGUUCACAAACGAAACCAACUAUUCGCUCUUUACGAACAGAAUCAGUUUUUGGCAAUCGUCCACCACCGUGGAAUGAUUCGAGUCUACUAGAGCAAUGGCAUUGGACCAGAAAAAUGUUAAUCAAAGAUCCAUUCGAUCACGAUGAAUUGUAUUGGGUUGAUUCAGAGUCGAAUGAAGAAAGAAAUGUUGUUACAAAAAUCUACUUACCAAAAACCGGUCGACUAGCACAAGUACGUGCCCAACGAGAACGAUUAGCACUCAAAAAACUGACUCAACUAAGCAGCGUACCGAAGCUGUUGGAGAGUAAUGCUGAUAGAUCAGAUAAUUCAGUGAAUGAAAAUCAAGAAUUUUGGAAUAUUAUGAAAUUGAUUGAUGGAGGAAGACUUUCAGAUUAUAUUAAAUCUAAAAGAGUUGACUUUCGAGAAGCACUACGCAUAAGUCGACAACUUUUGAGUUUAAUUAAAGAAAUUCAUCGUCUAAAAAUAAUCCAUUGUGAUAUUCAACCGAAAAAUAUUCUUAUUUGGCCACGGCCAAUUCCUGGCGAGUUCGAUUUUAUGUUGAUUAAUUUUUCUUCAUCUUGUAUUAUCGAUCAUAAAAAGCAUCUUCUGGUUCAAGACGUCGAUGGGCCAUUAGGAAAUAGUUUUUAUCUAAUGCCACAAUUUGAAAAACCACAAAAUGAUAGCGAUCAACGAGUCAAACAAUUUCAAAUAAAUCCUACAAUUGAUGUCACUGGAAUUUGUGCCAUAUUAUUUUGGCUCAUAACUGGUCAUGAACCGAAAGAAUCUAAAAAUAUAUGGGGACAACCACCACAUCAAUGUCAUCAAAAUUUGAAAAUAAUUGAAAAGAAAAUAGCUGAAGUAACAGCUUUUCGAAUGGAAAUGAAAAUAAAUGAACAUUUGAAAAAUCAUCUUUUGCUUACGUUUGAUCACUGUUUUGCCGAACCUAAUCAACAAUGGACAUUAGAAAAACUUGAAUAUGAACUUGACUUCAUGAUUUCAUUAUUAACAAUAGACCAGAAACAAUCGAAUUAUUUUCCUAAUAUUGAUUAUGUGAACAAUGAAAUAUCAUCAAUAUUUAUAACAUUGCAAGAUCCGUUUGUCUAUGUUAUAUCAUUAAUUCAUCAUUUGAAAAAAGAAUUUGAAAAUCGAUAUUCGAAAUUAAUUGGUUGGUUAAAUAUAGGAAAAGGUAAUUGGCGAUAUCAAGAUAAACAAAUCGAAAAUCAGGAUACAUUAGAUUUUAUUUAUCAAGGAAAACAUAUUUCAAUUGAUUUAAUUUGGAAUGUGAAAUUUUCAGAAGAACAACAGUUUCUUAUGAAUCUUAUAGCUAAGCUGCCGAACAACAUCGAUUUCGAGUUGCCAUUAGGAACUUGGGGAAGAAAUCAACAAACAAGUGGAUUUGAAGUUAUUCUUAGACAUGAAAGUAUUACAACUCUAGAUCAGCAGAACAAUUAA
Molecule: messenger RNA, 2961 nt
Organism: Rotaria socialis
Lineage: Eukaryota; Metazoa; Rotifera; Eurotatoria; Philodinida; Philodinidae
Source: the annotation of a GenBank genome assembly